AUGUUGAAUAGCUGAUCAGACAAUGAUUCCAGAUUUGAUUUGAAUUCCUCUCUUUUGCUAUUCCCAACCAAUCGUCCCUCUUGUGGAAAGCAAGAGGCCUUAUUUGUUAGAUAUGGCCAACAAAUGAGUGUGCAAUCAAAACCAGGAUUUGAGAUCUGAUGGUAUUCUUUGUCUCACAAAAUUAAUACGUACGGAGAAUUCCAGAUUGAUAUAAUGCAAAGAAGCAAAGUUACGAUCCAUAUCUUCUCACAUAAGAAAGGAGAGAUGAUAAAGAAGCGGGGAGAAAUCAAGGAAGAAGACCAUGGAAAUUUUGCUCGUGUGGAUCCCAAAGAAACUAUAUAUCUGCUAGCACUAGCAGAUAAAGAAGACUCUGGGGUCAACCUAACAGCCAAAUUUGUCGAAGUUAGGUUGCCGAACUCAGUUAUUGCUUUAUUGAUUGGAUGCUUCAUUAUUAUGAUAUUAUUAUUAACCCUCUGUUCCAUAAUGAUUGGAGUAAUCUGCAAGCAAUGCUCACGAGUCGUGAUGGAACAGAAUGAUUCAAAUUUAGAGCCACCUAAUAUUGAAGUACAAGAAAGAGUAAAGAGCAACAUGGACAAUGAGUCUCAGGUUGAAAGCCCUCCUUUCACGAGAAGUAAGAAAUGUGUACAUAUUAUAUAA
Moneuplotes crassus is the source of this 657-nucleotide messenger RNA. The record is from the annotation of a GenBank genome assembly. NCBI's taxonomy places the organism in Eukaryota, Ciliophora, Spirotrichea, Euplotida, Euplotidae.